Messenger RNA from Melanaphis sacchari, 1379 nucleotides. RefSeq names its product RNA 3'-terminal phosphate cyclase-like protein (gene Rtc1). Bases 191 to 1288 code for a protein of 365 amino acids. Gene Ontology annotation, cellular component: nucleolus. The transcript is spliced from 5 exons. Gene Ontology annotation, biological process: endonucleolytic cleavage of tricistronic rRNA transcript (SSU-rRNA, 5.8S rRNA, LSU-rRNA); ribosome biogenesis. Gene Ontology annotation, molecular function: RNA endonuclease activity. The record is from RefSeq and is a predicted model, not a curated record. NCBI's taxonomy places the organism in Eukaryota, Metazoa, Arthropoda, Insecta, Hemiptera, Aphididae.
ACAAUGUUGUGAAUUGAUUAGAAUUAUAAAUUAUAAGCUUAGCUAUAGUUGUCCCCGUGGUUUUAACUGUUUUAAGUGUUUAAGUUUAAACAUAUUAAUAUUUCAUAGCAAUAGCUAAUACAGUAAUACAAAUGUCACAUCAUCUGUGAUUACAUAGGGCUUACAUUUACAAUAUAAUUAAAUUGAAAUUAUGAUUUUUGAAGGCUGUAGUAAUUUUCGUACAAGAAUAAUUUUAUCACUUUUAAGUGGUAAACCAGUUAAAAUACGAAAUAUUCGAUCACAAGAAAAUGAACCUGGAUUAAAAGAGUUUGAAGUAAAUUUCUUACGUUUGGUCGACAAAUUAACUAAUGGUACUAAUUUGGAUGUCAAUGAGACUGGUACUGAUUUGUACUUUCAACCUGGUUUACUUAUUGGUGGUGUAAUAGAUCAUGAAUGUUGUAAAUUACGAGGUAUAGGUUAUUAUUUGGAAUUAAUUGUCAUGAUUGCACCUUAUUGUAAAAAAGGAAUACAAGCUACACUUAAAGGAGUCACUAACAAUCAAAAAGAUCCAUCAGUUGAUGCUUUUAAAGCUGGAGCACUAACAAUUUUACAAAGAAUAUUGUUAUUGGCUACUGAUGCUAGUAUGGAAAUUAAAAAACGUGGUAUGGAACCAGAUGGCGGAGGUGAAAUAUAUUUUUCCUGUGAACCUGUUAAAUAUACUAAAGCAUUACAAUUGACAGAUUUUGGGAAAAUAAAAAAAAUUAGAGGAACAUUUUUUUCAUUAAGGGUAUCACCAUCAAUUUCUAAUCGGAUGGUAGAAAAAGCUAAAUCUGUCAUGCUUAAAUUUAUUCCUGAUGUAUAUUUUACUGUGGAUCAUCCUAAAGGAAAGUUAUGUGGGAGAUCUCCUGGUUUUGGUGCAAAUAUUGUUGCAUCAACAACUAAUGGAAUUAUAUUAACUGCUGACAGUGUGUCACUGCCAUUUACUGGUCAAAGAACCACAGCAGAAGAAGUAGCAGAAAAUGUAGCAUCAGCUAUGCUUGAAGAGAUUUGGCGUGGAGGUUGUGUAGACUCUUCUUUCCAAUCCAUUGUACUUCUUUACAUGGCUCUGAGACAAAAAGAUGUAUCUCAUGUUGUAUUAGGACCAUUAUCACCUUACACGAUUCAAUUUUUAAGGCAUUUGAAAGAAUUUUUCGGGAUAUCAUUUAAAUUAGAACCAUAUAUUGAUUCUCAAAAUGAAGAUUUAAGUCAAGGCUGUGAUUCAAAAAUAUUAGUAACUGGAGUUGGAAUUGGUUACAAUAAACUUGUAUAAGAUAAUAAUAAAGCACUUUUUUUGUAGAAAAAUUUAUUUCAUUUAAAUUUAAUAUCAAAUUUUAAUAAAAGAGUGUCAACAUUGUUAGAAA